Lachancea fermentati is the source of this 2175-nucleotide messenger RNA. The record is from the annotation of a GenBank genome assembly. NCBI's taxonomy places the organism in Eukaryota, Fungi, Ascomycota, Saccharomycetes, Saccharomycetales, Saccharomycetaceae.
AUGAGGAAUACAUAUCGAGUGUUCUUUGCCAGUGUUUUCGCUGCCACACUGGUGAGAUGUACGACACUCGAACAAACCACAUAUGACGAAGAUAUCUCCACGAACCAGCCUUCAGGUUUGUUCAAAAAUGAAAGUAAAGAAAAGUUUGGGGUGAAUAUUACCAUGAAUGCCGGUUCUCUGAGUAUAACAAGUAAAAUAUCUGAAGGGCUGUCGAACAUCAGCACCAGCUCGGCCAACGAAACGGCAGUUACUACCACGGUUACGAGGCCCAGUGAAGAACCAUUCUCAUCGAGCUAUUCAUCUAAACCGAUGUCUAAGUCAUCUAAUUCGCCUACAUUACAAGAAUUCGAUGGAAAACCUGGCUAUUUAGUUCCAGGAAUCGAACUAGAAGAGCAAAGAGAUUCGAAUGAGACUGAUCCUAAAUUUUUGACUUUUGAUGAGUGGAAGAAAGUGAAACUUAAUGAAAAUCCUGGUGUUCAUCAGGAGGAAAGACAACGUUCAUGUACCUAUAAGGAUACCUCUAUUUACAAAUCAGAGAGCAUAGGCGAAGAUAUGGAGAUCGACUUGGGGUUAUUUACGUCAUCAGAUAAUUCUUUGGAUGAUGAACCUGAAGGAAAACUUUACAAAGAUAAGUUUAACUAUGCAUCGCUGGAUUGUGCAGCUACAAUCGUCAAAACGAACUCAGAAGCAUCUGGUGCAAAUGCAAUCCUUCACGAAAAUAAAGACAAGUACCUGUUAAACCCCUGUUCAGCACCAAAUAAAUUUGUUGUCAUCGAGCUGUGUCAGGAUAUUUUAGUUGAAGAAAUUGCAAUUGCUAAUUAUGAAUUUUUUUCCUCCACCUUUCAAAACCUACGAUUUUCUGUUUCAGAUCGUUUUCCACCUAAGAACGGGUGGAAGGUCCUUGGGGAAUUUGAAGCACAAAAUUCCAGAAACAUACAAAAGUUUUCUAUUGAAAAGCCUAUGAUCUGGGCCAGGUACUUGAGAGUUGAAAUUUUAUCCCAUUACGGAGACGAAUUUUACUGUCCAAUUUCGAUAGUGCGAGUUCAUGGGAAAACGAUGAUAGAUGAAUUUAAGCUUGAUGACACAGAGUUAAAGGUACAUGAUGAAAUUCAGGAUGCCCUUGUGGGUGUCGAGACGAAAUUAGAUAUAACUGGUGCUGCUUCCGAAGAAUCUCCGAAGUCUCAUAACGAAUCUACUGCUUACCAAUGUAUGCUUCCCAAUUCGUUGGCGGCCAAUAACAUGACAAUCCUACCUGAUCUCAAAGACGACUUUAGAUGUCCAGCAGUCCUCCCUCAUUUGAAGUUCGAUGAAUUCCUGAAGGAUCUGAAUCAAUCAAGCAACGACCCUACUAAGUUCCAGAGAACCUUAAACAUCUCUAACGGCCUUUCAAAUUCAUACACAGAAGAAUCAAUUUUCAAGAAUAUCAUAAAAAGGUUAACGCUCCUAGAAAGCAAUGCCACACUCUCUUUAUUAUACAUCGAAGAGCAAAGCAAACUACUCUCUCAUUCAUUUUCCAAUUUAGAAAGAAGCCAAACAAAAAAAUUAGAAACGUUGGCGGAUGCAUUUAAUCACUCAAUAAUUUCUAAUCUGGAGAGCCUCAGCUCAUUCGCGAAACAGUUGAGAGAAUCAUCAUUGAAGAUUCUUGAAGAGCAGAAACUAAAUAAUGAUCAGUUUACAACGGAGACACUACUUCGUUUUGAAGCGAUGAAGAAAGAAGCAGCAUUUCAGAAGAGGUUGAUCUACACAACGCUUUUUGCCUUUACAGCGUUACUGGUUUACAUUUUACUCACUAGAGAGGCAUAUGUUGAUGAAUUCAUGGAGGAUGACGGCUGGUACUUAAAUUCUCCACCCUUGGAAAAAGCUCGAAAAAACCUCAUGCGUAAAACGAACAGGAACAUAUCAGCAAGCAAAGCUUUCGUUUUUGAAGCGACAUCAAAUUCCAAUGAGUUGGAUAACAAGUCGGAUUUUUCACUUUCCUCCUCGUCAGCUUCACUUUAUGAUGAUACCAAAUCAUUUAAUAGUGACUCCGGUAGCAUAUCAUCGCCAUUGGGAGGUUAUUCCAAAAGUUUUCAAGUCAACAGGGAUGACUAUUCCAAUGAUAAUGAUAAUGAUGAUGUCGAUAUAGAUGAGAUAAUUGAAAGGAGCACUGGCAGGACCACUCCUCAACCGCUUUAG